Molecule: messenger RNA, 2249 nt
Organism: Daucus carota subsp. sativus
Lineage: Eukaryota; Viridiplantae; Streptophyta; Magnoliopsida; Apiales; Apiaceae
Exons: 13
Coding region: 161-2134 (657 amino acids)
Source: RefSeq, a predicted model, not a curated record
AAAUUGAAAUGAAUGGAAAAAGUGUGGGUUGUUCCUGGGACAGAGGGAACCGAUAAGCAUUUAGGCGGCAAGGCGAAAAGCGAACCCUAGUUUUUGCGCAACUAAAAAUUGUGGAAUUCAAUUCAAAACUUAUUCAGUUAGUGCUGAAAUCUAAGCUAGUAUGGACUACACCAAAUCGGAGGAAAAUUGGUCGGAGGAGCACGAUCAUCUCCCAUUGAAACAACGUUUAAAGAUCCUUCACGCGAAUAAUAAAGUCUCAGAUCUAGCAAUUGCGGCAAGCGAGUUUGUUGUUAAGAAGGAAGAUGAGGAGUGCGUGGUACAGGAUGUCGAUUCUGCUCAUUUCCAUGUUGAAGGGAGGAUUGAGAGGUUUCUGUUGGAUGAAUCUCAUUGCGGUAGGACCCGAGAGUCAUGUAUUCCUAAAAUUGAACAAGACAUUAGUUGUCAGCCCAAUCAGACUAACGCAGAAGCAGGUUGUGAUAAUCUAUCGGGUUCUACAGUAAAUUGCCUUGUUGACCGUUGCAGCGAUGAAGUUAAAGCAAUUAAAUCAAAUAGCGAAACACCUGCUUAUAUCCUUGAUGAUCUAGAUCAUGUUGAUUUGAAAGAACGCUGGAGGAUGCUUCUGCUGUCAAGGAAAUCGCUGGGUGCGACAGAACCUGUUUGUAAGGAAAAAACUGUACUCUUUUUGGGGCAAGGAACUAAGGAAGUUUCAGAUGUGGAAAAUAGUAUCGAGUUGGCCGCCAAUAUAGCGGGUGGCGUGCAAAAUGCUGUCAUUGGAAAGGAAGAUAGUUAUUCUGUUAAAGAAGAGUAUUUAAGUGUAGGGGAUUCUGAAAAGGUACCACGAGGAUGUACUGCUGUUGUCUGUGGCGAUUCAAAUAUAGAAUCAUCACACAGAAUUGCUGCUGAAUCCGCUAGUACAAACGACAUAUGUUCCUCAAAAAUAACUUCAGGUCAACAUGAACCAUGCGGUGGGAAGUUUGUUCUGUCUUCAUCUGGGAAACAUUUUACUGUUCCUAUUACUCCUUCGACAACUUCUGUGAAUGUCAAGGUGGAACCUAUAGAAAAUAAUGAACUAGACGAGAAGAUAUUAGAGUACUCCUUGAUGACAAAUUUAGUUGCAGUGAAAAAUGAACCAAUAACUUCUGACGCAUUUUCUGAAGACGACUUGGAUCAUAUGUUGCUCAGUACACGGAUUAAAUUGCUGACAUCAAGACAGAUCGCAAAAGCUGAAAAAGUUUCUGAGGAUUCGAGAAAAAUUGAGAUUUCAUCCCCUGAUUGUGAGCCCAUAUCAUCAAAAUCUGAUCCACCAGCAAGAGUCAAACGUUCAAGGAAAAGGAAGAAAACUGCAACAGAUUCCGUGGAGAUUGCAUUGGAGGAAGAUGCUCCUGGGCUACUUCAGGUGUUAGUUGACAAAGGAGUGUUAAUUGAUGAAAUGAAGCUUUAUGGUCAAACAGAGGUCGAUGAAGCUAUUGACGAAUCAUUCUCUGAAUUUUCUGAGCUAGAAACUGUAAUAUCAAAGCUUUUCUCGCAGCGACACUCGUUAAUUAAACUUGCUACUUUAAAAGGUACCAAGGGUGAAAAGAUUAGUUAUUGUUUGGCCUGUCUAAUUUCUCUGGUAGAGCAGGCGCGCUAUCUACAGUUCAGAAAGUGGCCGGUUGAGUGGGGUUGGUGUCGGGACCUCCAGUCAUUUAUAUUUGUCUUUGAGCGACAUAAAAGAAUUGUGCUAGAACGGCCUGAAUAUGGCUAUGCAACAUACUUUUUUGAGUUGGUGGACUCUCUAAGCAUAGAUUGGCAGAUCAAAAGAUUGGUGACGGCAAUGAAGCUUACUAGCUGUAGCAGGAUCUCGCUGAUUGAAAACAGAGCAUUAACGGUUGGCAAAGAUCUAACAGAAGGUGAAGCCGGAGUGCUAUCAGAUUAUGGUUGGGUACCAGAUACUGGGUUGGGAACAAUGCUUAAUUAUCGGGACAGAGUUGUUCAUGACAGAAAGAAUGAAGCGGACAGCUCAGAAUGGAGAUCUAAAAUUGGGAACUUGCUGAUGGAUGGCUAUAAUGGUGGAACGAUUGUAUCAACCAGUAUUCCAAAAAAGUUUGCGGAUAAAACUGUAGUUCAUAAUCCAGCAAUCAAGUUGGAGAUUUAGGUGAGGUUAGUCCAUUCCAAUAGUAGUAGUGCUAGAUUGUAGAGUAUUAACUUAUUAACAGGCAAUGAACUCGUUUUUGAGCUAUGACAGUAGAUUUCAACUUUGUUUUUGUUUA